This is a messenger RNA of Tetrapisispora phaffii CBS 4417, 828 nucleotides long. It is a transcript of the gene CHO1, whose product is annotated as CDP-diacylglycerol-serine O-phosphatidyltransferase. Gene Ontology annotation, cellular component: membrane. The record is from RefSeq and is a predicted model, not a curated record. Gene Ontology annotation, biological process: phospholipid biosynthetic process. Lineage: Eukaryota; Fungi; Ascomycota; Saccharomycetes; Saccharomycetales; Saccharomycetaceae. Gene Ontology annotation, molecular function: phosphotransferase activity, for other substituted phosphate groups. The transcript has a single exon. The coding region runs from base 1 to 828 and encodes 275 amino acids.
AUGAGUCGUAAUCGUAACCAGGAUAAUGUUGACGUUGAUUCCAACCAAGCUACCAUGAAGGAAUUCGAUAAUUCUGCUCUCACAGACGGCGAAGACAAUGUAAGUGAAUUCGAAGGUUCGUUAAGUAGAAGAGCAUCAAGUAUAUUUACUUUAGAUACAACACCACUAGACCCACCAAAUAAAAAUGAUAUUGAAAAGUUUACCAGUGAUAAAUACCAUUUUAGUAUGAUUAGAAAUUUACAUCUAGCUGAUUAUGUCACCAUGUUAAAUGGGUUCUCCGGUUUUUAUUCAAUUAUUAGUUGUUUGAGAUUCACAUUAACAGGUAAGCCACAUUAUGUCCAACGUGCUCAUUUCUUUAUAUUUUUAGGUAUGUGUUUUGACUUUUUCGAUGGUAGAGUCGCAAGAUUGAGAAACAGAUCUUCUUUAAUGGGUCAAGAGUUAGACUCUUUAGCCGAUCUAGUAUCAUUUGGUGUUGCUCCAGCUGCUAUUGCAUUUGCUAUUGGUUUUCAAACCACACUAGACGUUUUAGUACUAUCAUUCUUUGUUUUAUGUGGCCUAACUAGACUUGCAAGAUUUAAUGUUACCGUUGCACAGUUACCUAAAGAUGUUUCUGGUAAAUCGAAGUACUUCGAAGGUCUACCAAUUCCAACUAGUCUAUUUUUAGUACUUUGCAUGGCCUAUCUAGUCAGAAAAGAAUUGAUUCUUGACAACAUUCCAUUUGGUAUAUAUAGAGAAGGUUUGGUAUUCGAACUCCACCCAAUUGUCUUUCUUUUUUUCAUCCAAGGAUGCGGUAUGAUAUCUAAAAGUCUAAAAAUUCCAAAGCCUUAG